AUGGUAAACGAGGAGUACCCCAGACUUGAGGAAGCACAGGUGCGAGAUGGGAGGCAAGUGGCCAACGUGUUUGAGGAGGGCAGCCCGAGGCCGCGGGCCCACCUGCACCUGUCCCCAGCUGGCUUCACACUUGCCCCCCAUUCUCACUGUGAACCGCUGUUCUGCUUUGAAAACAAAGCCAGCGUUGUGCAGAUGACUCAGUGCACUGUCCAGGUCAAGUUAGAGCUGGGACAUCGUGCCCAACUACGCAAGAAGCCCACCACGGAGGGGUUCACGCAUGACUGGAUGGUGUUUGUCCGCGGCCCUGAGCAGUGUGAGAUCCAGCACUUCGUGGAGAAGGUGGUCUUCCGGCUGCACGACAGCUUCCCCAAGCCCAAGCGUGUGUGCAAGGAGCCCCCCUACAAAGUGGAGGAGUCGGGUUACGCAGGCUUCAUCAUGCCCAUCGAGGUGUACUUCAAGAACAAGGAGGAGCCAAGGAAGGUUUGCUUCACCUAUGACCUGUUCCUGAACCUGGAGGGCAACCCGCCCGUCAACCACCUGCGCUGUGAGAAGCUCACCUUCAACAACCCCACCGUGGAGUUCCGGUACAAGCUGCUGAUGGCCGGCGGGGUGAUGGUAAUGCCCGAAGGAGCAGAAACGGUGUCCAGGCCCAGCCCCGACUACCCCAUGUUACCCACAAUUCCACUCUCUGCCUUCUCUGACCCCAAGAAGACCAAACCGUCCCACGGCUCCAAGGACGCCAGCAGGGAGAGCGGCAAGGCCUGCAAGGCCCACAAGACGACCAAGGAGCACCGGGAGCGGCCGCGCAAGGACUCAGAGAGCAGGGGCGCCUGCAAGGAGCCGGAGCGCGAGCAGGCCAGGAGCGCCAAGGACGCCGCGCGGAAGCUGGGCGAGGGCCGGCCCCCCAAGGAGGACAAGGCCCCGCCGCCCAAGGCUGCAUUCAAGGAGCCCAAGAUGGCCCUGAAGGAGACCAAACUGGAGAGCAUGUCCCCCAAAGGCGGGCCCCCACCGCCGCCCCCGCCCAAGUCUUCCAGCAAGCGGCCGGCCGCCGCCGACUCACCCAAGCCCAGCGCCAAAAAGCAGAAGAAGAGCAGCUCCAAGGGGUCCAGGAGCGCCCCGAGCACCUCACCCCGCACCUCAUCUUCCUCCUUCUCGGACAAAAAGCCGGCCAAGGACAAGGGCAGUGCCAAAGGGGAGAAAGCCAAGCCUGAGAACGAGCCCAGGGAGAUCAAAAAGCCUCCGGAGGUGGAGGAGUCCAACUCGGAGGACGAGGCCUCCUUCAAGACCGAGUCCGCCCAGUCGAGCCCAUCCAACUCCAGCUCCAGCUCCGACUCCAGUUCAGAUUCGGAUUUUGAGCCAUCUCAGAACCACAGUCAAGGACCCCUGCGCUCCAUGGUGGAGGACCUGCAGUCCGAGGAAUCUGACGAGGACGACUCUUCGUCAGGCGAGGAGGCCGCUGGCAAGACGAACGCAGGAAGGGACUCCAGGUUGAGCUUCAGUGAUAGCGAGAGCGACAACAGUGCCGACUCCUGCCUACCCAGCCGGGAGCCCCCUCCACCCAAGAAGCCGCCCCCACCCAACAGCAAGACGUCAGGCCGCCGGAGCCCAGAGACCUGCAGCAAGCCCGAGAAGAUCCUCAAGAGGGGUGCCUACGACAAGGGUCUGGUGGGGGGCGGGGUCCACCCCAGCCUAGCGCCCUGUCCACUGAAGCCACCUGCCACCACCCUCCAGAUCGUGAACCUGAUCGAGGAGACCGGCCACUUCAAUGUCACCAACACCACCUUCGACUUCGACCUCUUCUCCCUGGAUGAGACCACCGUGCGCAAGCUGCAGAGCUACCUGGAGGCGGUGGCCACAUGA
Messenger RNA from Lipotes vexillifer (Yangtze River dolphin), 1860 nucleotides. It is a transcript of the gene MLLT1, whose product is annotated as MLLT1 super elongation complex subunit. NCBI's taxonomy places the organism in Eukaryota, Metazoa, Chordata, Mammalia, Artiodactyla, Lipotidae. Gene Ontology annotation, molecular function: chromatin binding. The transcript has 12 exons. The record is from RefSeq and is a predicted model, not a curated record. Gene Ontology annotation, biological process: positive regulation of DNA-templated transcription. Gene Ontology annotation, cellular component: transcription elongation factor complex. Bases 1 to 1860 code for a protein of 619 amino acids.